AUGUCUAACGCGCCGCUCAACGGCGUCAAGCUCAACCCGCUUGAUGAUCCCAACAAGGUGAUCAAGGUUCUUGCCUCGGAUGGCAAGACUGGCGAGCAGCGAGAAAUCGCUUACACUAACUGCAAAGUAAUCGGAAACGGAAGUUUCGGUGUCGUCUUCCAGGCAAAGCUCGUUUCACAAGGCUCAGAACCUGCCGAGGGCUCGAGCAAAGAGAGCGAUGAGGUUGCUAUCAAGAAGGUGUUGCAGGACAAACGAUUCAAGAACCGUGAGCUGCAGAUCAUGAGGAUUGUAAAGCACCCUAACGUGGUCGAUCUGAAGGCGUUCUUCUACUCGAACGGCGACAAAAAGGACGAGGUCUUCCUCAACCUUGUGCUCGAAUACGUGCCAGAGACCGUCUACCGCGCCUCGCGUCAUUACGCCAAGCUCAAGCAGACCAUGCCUAUGCUGCUCAUCAAGCUCUACAUGUACCAGUUGCUACGCAGUUUGGCCUACAUCCACUCGAUCGGUAUCUGCCACCGUGACAUCAAGCCUCAAAAUCUGCUGCUCGACCCUCCCUCCGGCGUUCUCAAGCUGAUUGACUUUGGUUCCGCAAAAAUCCUGAUUGCAGGCGAGCCCAACGUCAGCUACAUUUGCUCGAGAUACUACCGAGCUCCCGAGCUCAUCUUUGGUGCCACCAACUACACGACCAACAUUGACAUCUGGUCUACAGGAUGCGUCAUGGCUGAGCUCAUGCAAGGGCAACCUCUUUUCCCCGGUGAGAGCGGUAUCGACCAGCUUGUUGAGAUUAUCAAGGUGCUCGGUACGCCUUCGCGUGAGCAGAUCAAGACCAUGAACCCCAACUACAUGGAGCACAAGUUCCCUCAGAUCCGACCUCACCCCUUCUCCAAGGUCUUCCGCCCGCGCACACCUCCCGAUGCCAUCGACCUAAUUUCGCGACUGCUUGAGUACACCCCCAGCGCUCGUCUCACCGCCAUCGAGGCACUCUGCCAUCCGUUCUUCGACGAGCUUCGAACCGGCGAGGCUCGCAUGCCUAAUGGCCGUGAGCUCCCACCCCUCUUCAACUGGACCAAAGAGGAGCUCUCUGUCCGACCUGAUCUUAUCUCGCGGCUCGUUCCUCAGCACGCCGAAGCGGAGCUUCUGUCGCGCGGCAUUGAUGUUCACAACUUCCAGCCCAUCCCGCUCGAGUCGCUGAAGGUCACGCUUGACUAG
Mycosarcoma maydis (corn smut) is the source of this 1209-nucleotide messenger RNA. RefSeq names its product putative glycogen synthase kinase 3 alpha. Gene Ontology annotation, molecular function: protein serine/threonine kinase activity; protein serine/threonine/tyrosine kinase activity; ATP binding. Gene Ontology annotation, cellular component: cytoplasm. The record is from RefSeq and is a predicted model, not a curated record. NCBI's taxonomy places the organism in Eukaryota, Fungi, Basidiomycota, Ustilaginomycetes, Ustilaginales. The transcript has 2 exons. Gene Ontology annotation, biological process: protein phosphorylation; signal transduction. The coding region runs from base 1 to 1209 and encodes 402 amino acids.